CGGGCCAAAAGCGACAAGUUCCACGCCUUCCUGAAAGCGCAAAACGACAGUCGCGACACUGCCUUUUCUCCUCGACACGAGUCAACCCUCUCAUCCUCUCCCCCUCACUCUCUCUCUCUCUCCGCCGCUCCUCAUCAGGCCGCGACGGCGGAAAGAAUGAACCCGAUCUCGUCAACAGUCGAGUACUGGCUGGUCCGCCACCCGGCAAUCCACAACUUCCGGUGGGAGCAAGGCCGGACCUUCGCCUCCUCCCCUCUCUUCCUCGCCGGCGCCGUCCUCUCCUACCUCUCCCUCACCCUCCUCCUCUCCCGCCUCCUCCCGCCGCCCGCCCUCCGGCCCCACCUCCUCAAGCCCAUCACCGCCCUCCACAACCUCGCCCUCACCCUCCUCUCCCCCCUCGCCAUGGCCGUCGGAUGCGCCCUCUCCGCCGCCUCCCAGAUGCCCGACGCUCGCUGGGUCUUCUGCUUCCCGGCCGACACCCGGCCGGCCGGGCCCACCUUCUUCUGGGCCUACGUGUUCUACCUCUCCAAGAUGCUGGAGUUCGUGGACACGCUGCUUAUAAUCCUGUCCGGGUCGACCCAGCGGCUGACGUUCCUCCACGUGUACCACCACUCGACGGUGCUGGUGAUGUGCUACCUGUGGCUGCAGACGGCGCAGUCGCUGUUCCCGGUGGCCCUGGUGACGAACGCGACGGUGCACGUGGUGAUGUACAGCUACUACCUGCUGUGCGCGGUGGGGGUGCGUCCCAGGUGGAAGCGGCUGGUCACGAACGGCCAGAUCGUGCAGUUCGUGUUCAGCUUCGCGGUGUCCGUCGUGAUGCUGUGGUACCAUUUCCGGGGAUCGGAUUCGGGUUGCUCCGGGAUUUGGGGAUGGUGCUUCAACGCGGUGUUCAACGCUUCGCUCCUGGCUCUCUUCGUGGAUUUCCACCUCAAGAACUACGCCGCCGCCGGGAAGAGGAAGCGGACGUGAAUCGCGGUGACGUCGCUUCACAGAGUCCACAAGUUUUCGGCUUCCAUUUUUGGAGGAAUGGAUCCUUUUCUGUCCGAGUUCUCGUGAUUUGAUUUUUCUUUUGAUUUGGUCGUACUCGUAGUUUUGCUAUUUUCCUUGGGUUUUUCCUCAUUGCUUCCCCGUAAGCCUUGCGGGGAUUUCGGGACUUGGAUUGGGCCGAUUGGCUGGUCUUGUGGAAUCCUUCCGAGGAAAAUGAUUGGUUCUCCCGUUAUAGAAAAUCCGAAAUGUUUCCCAGACGAGACACGAUAAAGAAUCGGCCCAUUGCUGUUGUUGAUAA
Messenger RNA from Eucalyptus grandis, 1285 nucleotides. RefSeq names its product elongation of fatty acids protein 3-like. Gene Ontology annotation, biological process: fatty acid elongation, saturated fatty acid; sphingolipid biosynthetic process; fatty acid elongation, monounsaturated fatty acid. Gene Ontology annotation, cellular component: endoplasmic reticulum membrane. NCBI's taxonomy places the organism in Eukaryota, Viridiplantae, Streptophyta, Magnoliopsida, Myrtales, Myrtaceae. The transcript has a single exon. The record is from RefSeq and is a predicted model, not a curated record. Gene Ontology annotation, molecular function: fatty acid elongase activity. Bases 157 to 969 code for a protein of 270 amino acids.